Molecule: messenger RNA, 1639 nt
Organism: Chironomus riparius
Lineage: Eukaryota; Metazoa; Arthropoda; Insecta; Diptera; Chironomidae
Source: the annotation of a GenBank genome assembly
GUUAAAUAGGUCGGCUUAAACUACUCGACUCAGUCUUCAUUCAGUCUUCUAGAACACAAGUUGAUUUAAGAUCUAGUUCCGAUGGAAUUAAUUAUUGUAUUGAUAUUAAUUAUUUCAAUUACUUUGAUUUUUUUGGUGCGAUGGCGGUACAAUUAUUGGAAGAACUUGGGUGUUCCAUAUGUAGCACCGACCUUCCCAUUCGGGAAUAUCAAAGGAAUGGGCAAGGAAUAUUCACAAUUUGAGCUACUUAGAGCAGUUUAUCAAAAUUUUAAGAGCAAUUCAUCACCAAUUGUCGGACUUUAUUACUACUUAUCUCCAGUCAUAAUAGCCAAAGACAUGGAGCUUGUCAAGAACAUUUUCACACGUGAUGCAGAUCAUUUUAUCAACCGUGGUGCCUAUUAUAAUGAAAAAGACAAUCCAAUAUCAGCUCACAUCUUUAACCUUGACAAUCCAAAGUGGAAAACAUUGAGAACAAAAUUAACGCCGACAUUUACGAGCGGGAAGAUAAAGAUGAUGUUCUAUACAGUUUAUGACGUUGCUGAGAGAUUUGUGAAGAAACUAAGGAACGAAGUUGAAGUUGCGGUUGACGGUGAAAUUGAAAUUAAGGAAUUUGCUGGACGAUUUACGACUGAUGUUAUUGGUUCCGUCGGUUUUGGUCUAGAAAUCAACUCACUCGACAAUCCAACAACAGAAUUCCGAGUACAUGGCAUUAAUGCAUUCGAGAAGCCCAACAAUUCAACUCUCGUCAACAUAUUCUCUGUGGCAUUCAAAGAUCUUGCAAGGAAGCUGCAUGUCAUACAAGUUCGUAAAGAUAUCGAAGAGUUCUUCCAAGGAAUCGUUCACCAAACUGUCAAGCAUCGAGAAGACAAUGGAAUAUCAAGGAAUGACUUCAUGCAGUUGAUGAUUCAGCUUAAAAACCAUGGAAAAAUUGAUGGAGAAUCGUUGAGUGUUGGGAAGUUGACAAUGGAUGAAAUCACAGCUCAGUGCUUCAUCUUCUUCGUAGCUGGCUAUGAGACUAGCUCUACUGCUAUGUCUUAUCUACUCUACGAAUUCGCCCAAAACCCACAAGUGCAGGAAAAAGCGCGCAAAAAUGUCCAACAAGUGCUUGCAAAAUACAACAACGAGUUGACAUAUGAAGGAAUUAAGGAAAUGGAUUAUUUACUUAUGUGUGUUAAUGAAUCACUUCGGAAGUAUCCACCAGUCCACACCCUACUCAGGUACUGCAAUAAGGACUAUAAGAUUGAAGGCACAAAUUGCACAGUCAAGAAAGGUCAACUUGUCAUCAUUCCCGCUUAUGCAAUUCAGCACGACCCGGACAUUUAUCCAAAUCCUGAAGUUUAUGAUCCGGACAGGUUCUUGCCAGAGGAAGUGGCGAAAAGACCGACUUGUUCAUUUAUGCCAUUUGGACAUGGCCCGAGGAACUGCAUUGGACUGAGGUGAGUUAAGAUUCGGAGUCGUACAAGCUCAAAUUGGACUAGCGAUGCUAUUGAAAAAUUUCAAGUUUGAGACCUGCUCGAAGACAGUCAAUCCGAUUGAGUUCAAGAAGUUUUCGACUAUCAUGUUGUCACCAAUUGGAGGAAUUAACUUGAAGGUGUCCAAAAUUUAGAAAUGUGAAAUAAAAAUAAAUUUAUCAAACCAA